Mycotypha africana is the source of this 519-nucleotide messenger RNA. RefSeq names its product PAPA-1-like conserved region-domain-containing protein. The coding region runs from base 1 to 519 and encodes 172 amino acids. Gene Ontology annotation, cellular component: Ino80 complex. The transcript has 3 exons. The record is from RefSeq and is a predicted model, not a curated record. Lineage: Eukaryota; Fungi; Mucoromycota; Mucoromycetes; Mucorales; Mycotyphaceae. Gene Ontology annotation, biological process: chromatin remodeling.
AUGACAAAACGACAGAGAGCUAAAAUGAAUAGGGAAACACCAGAAGAAUACCUCGAACUGCCAAUGGACACGGGCAAAAAGAAGUUCUUAACAGAGGAAGAAGAGCAAUUGCGUAGAUCAGAAGUUGCAAGAAGGAGAAAAAAUCAAAGUAUUCAAAGAGCCGAAAAAGAUAAAGCAGAUACUAUUAAUCGACUACUAAAAAAGCAAGCAACAAAAAGUAAACGUAUUAUCGACGAUGCAGCAGAAGAAAAAGAAACCCCUCAUGAAAAAUUAAGAAGACUGCAAGACCCCAAUCGUUUGCGCUAUAUUGAUAAUAAAGAUGGCUGUCAAUUGAUUAUACCCGCCGUCUACACAAUUGAACAAGUCUUUGGUCAGCAUAAUGAAUCAGUUCCGCGACAACCACGUCAGAUACCACAGUGUCAAGUUGAAGGCUGUUCAAAGGAUCGAAAAUAUACGGCAAAGAAGAGCGGAAAAUAUGUUUGUUCGCUGGAGCAUUAUAAGAUUGUUGAAGCGAAUUGA